This is a messenger RNA of Talaromyces rugulosus, 1647 nucleotides long. RefSeq lists its product as uncharacterized. Lineage: Eukaryota; Fungi; Ascomycota; Eurotiomycetes; Eurotiales; Trichocomaceae. The record is from RefSeq and is a predicted model, not a curated record. Bases 1 to 1647 code for a protein of 548 amino acids. The transcript is spliced from 2 exons.
AUGAUUGAAGCAGAGAAGGAAACGAACAGUCCCGAGGAGUCCACUGCCGGAGACGAUGCCGGCCACUCCAAGGGAUCCAUGUCCAAGGAUAAGGAAUGCCAAUACUGCCACCAGGCCUUCACGUCCUCGUCGCUAGGACGCCACCUUGACCAAUACCUCUUCAAGAAAAAGCCUGAUGGAAUCCACGACGUCGACGAAAUCCGCCGCAUUCGCAGUGGCAUCACCCGACGCCAGGCGCGCACGUCAAGCAAGCACGACAGCCCGGAGGUUGGUGGAAAAGGUUACGACUCGACAGGAGGCAGCGCUCAUGACCCAGUCGCACGGCCACGAGAAGGCCCCAGGUUUUUAUUCAACACUCCAACCUGGCAUUCAACUGGAGUAAUAAACAAUAUCCCCGACCACAGUUCGCAAGAUGCGACCGUUGCCUCGCGCCCACCACCCUUUCAGUCACGAGCAGUCUCGAAUGGACCGGUGGACUCGACCAUUCGUGCAGCGACAUCAAAAGACGCAGACACGAUCAGAGCACUGGAGCUUGCUUUGCGCGAGGUCUUGGACAAUAUCAAAGCCGCAACAGCAACAACCAGCUCCCGGCUAUCGCCAUUUGAAUUCGACGUGCAAGCUCAGACUUACCCCUCCCUUGUGCUUAAGAUGCUUCCCUCCCCUCCUACACUAUUUUCGUCGCACCCGUUUCCGACUACCGCAUCCUUCCCUCUUGAGCCACCUGGCGUGGGCCAGGUUGAAGUUGUUCGGCAUGCUCUCCGAACCCAAAUUGAACAGUGGCGCAACGAACAAUUAUCUGUAUCUUCUACAACCAUGGCUGGUCCUCGCGGCAGCAGCACCUUCCAAGACCCAUCCCUGAUCAAUAGGACAGCUCAACAGCACGAAGAAAUGAGUUCGCGACAUCUAGACCUUGCCUACCAAAAUUGGAUGAUUCUUCCAACAGACGUGAAAAGUGAUUCUUGGCGCUUGGAAAUUGCCAGAGCAUUUUCGCGUGAGCUAGAGAAGCGCAAAGAGGCUGAAACACAACUUGCUAGAUUCCAACAAGAAGCCAACCAGCUCCGAGCCCAAGUGGAAAGGCUAGGCUCUUGCCAGUGGCCCCGCGAGUUCGCACUAUUUCCGCCAGACAUGCUUCCCCUAUCGCGAGACGCUGCUCGUGAGCUAGGUGCGCGGAAUAGUGAGAGUGUCGGGCCUAGUGCUUCGAGAUGGGACUACGAUCAACUUCUUGCCAAAUGGAAACGGGUUGUGUUCCAUGACAAAAGUAUGGGACGAAUUGGACUGGGAACGUUUGGAGAAAACGACGAGCCCACGUCAGAUUCGACAUAUCGCUCUCGGGGCAAUGCAUUGAGCCCCGAAAGUAACACUGCUAGUUCCAGCUUCGCACAGGUGCCACCCAAUUCAAGCGGCACCUCUGGUCAACAAACGACCACUUACGGCUCUUAUGAUGCUCAUCAAGUAAAAAGACAACGGCUAAUGAACGGAGUCGGAAAGGAUUCUCAUGGCAUCUCGGACAGCAAAGGUUACAGAGGUAGUCCACAAAACACAAAUGGAAAUCCUACGACAUGGAGUCCCAACUCUGUACAGUCCUUGUUGUCAAAUAACCCAGCGCCACCUACGUCCGCUCCUACUCAUCGCUACGGGGGUUCUUGA